Phytophthora infestans T30-4 is the source of this 711-nucleotide messenger RNA. RefSeq lists its product as uncharacterized. NCBI's taxonomy places the organism in Eukaryota, Oomycota, Peronosporomycetes, Peronosporales, Peronosporaceae. The transcript has a single exon. The record is from RefSeq and is a predicted model, not a curated record. The coding region runs from base 1 to 711 and encodes 236 amino acids. Gene Ontology annotation, biological process: superoxide metabolic process. Gene Ontology annotation, molecular function: metal ion binding.
AUGGUCCACUCGUUUGGUACUGCUGGCGCUUUCGCCUGCGCUCUCGCUGCUGCGGCUGCCCAGCCGUCGUACGUCUAUAAGUUUGAUGCGGCUAACGCUGCUGGAGUCGACGGUACCAUCCAGAUCAAGUACGCCGCCGAGAAUGCAUCCACUGCCACUAUCACGGCGGCUCUCGACUUCUCCCGUGUCAACCAGUCCGAUAUUGUGGCGUUCGACAACAACUGCACUAUGGACGCCGUGACAGGCUGGAAGUGGCACAUCCACACCAAGUGGAACUCGACGCUCUCGUCUGACUCGUUCAAGCAGUGCGCGAAGGCGGCGACUGCCAACCACUACGACCCGCUGCGGGCGUGUGGCCCGGUGUCCGAAUACAACGCUGAGCCUGAGUGCGAGGCCAAGAUCAAGGACUACGCUUGCAACCCGGGGAGCUACUCGGCCAACCCGUUGGCGUGCGAGAAGGGCGAUUUGUCGGGCAAGUUCGGCGCCUUCAAGGUUGCCGACGAUGGCACCGUUAAGGGAGAGUGGACGGACGAGCACUUCCCUUUGCCGUCCGAGAGCACCGAGACAUGGAGCAUCGUGUUGCACGCCAUGUGUGGCCAAGAGUCUCGUAUCGCCUGCGCUCUGCAAACGGAGACGGAGGGUGAAGUUGACCAGUCGACUCCCGUCCAGGAUUCCCCGAACCAGUCCACCCCUGCCGGAUGCGGCGUCUAA